AUGUAUUUAGACACGAUUUGGCACUGGCCACCAAUGUGGCCUACACUUUUCUGUUGUAUCAGUCUUCUUUCAAGCUUCGUCUUGCUUUUUAGUACGUGGGGGAAAGCAAUAUACUCCACAACCGCUCCGAAACCACAAUCUACUGAUUCGACGCACGAGGAUGAUUAUCCGCCAGUUGAACCACUUCCGGAUUUUGACUGGAAAACGACGGAACCCAUCAAAAUUCGACCAUUUAACCCAAAAUACAACUUGACAAUGAGUAUCCAACAAACGACGGUGAAUGAACUUAUCGAAAUGGACAAGAACUACCUUGACCGUAUCAUGCUUCGAAGGAAACUCAUGGCAGAAUUCCCCAAUACAGUACUAGCAUCUGAGGAUUCUGUCAAACCAGCUGUUGAUGAGCUUUACACAUGGCUGGUUGGAACAUAUCUUCCAACAAGAUAUCCGCGUAUGUUUGAAGUAAGACCUUCCGCGGGCGGCAUUUCACCAGUUCUACGAAACUUGAUCACCGGAGAGGAUUUGUCCAUGUCUCCAGGCGAAACGCCAAGGGAAACACUUAAAACUCUCGGUGGCCUCGUGGACGAUGAUUUCCUCUUCUUAUUGCCGUCGGAAGAUGGCGACAGCUUCACUCUGAAAGGCUUUGUAACUUGUUUCCCGAAUGGGUUUAAUACAUCCAAAAAGCUUAACAUGAAGCUCCGAGAUAUCCACAAACCCGUGCCGAGCUACAAAGAGAAGCUGGAGAAAAGUAUGGAUCGAUAUUUUGCGAAGCUUAAGCCUGGAAGGUUUGUUAAAAGAGCCAAUCCCGUUCCUCUUCUUUCUAUGACACACGCUGACAUGCAAAAGGCUCGGGUUCGUGUAGAGAGGCAAUUUCUGCACCGGCUUCCUCGAAGUAAAGCAAUAGUGUUUUCAUUCAAAACUUUGCUAUACACCCUUCCAGAAAUCAAAGAAGAAGGACUUGGGGACGCCCUGGCAGAUGCAAUAGAUGGACUCAAUGAUGGAAAUGCGCCCGGUUUCCACUUUUAUAAGCGAGCAGCUGUAUGGGGAGCUUCAGCAAAGGCUUAUCUUCAAAGCUAG
Penicillium manginii is the source of this 1074-nucleotide messenger RNA. RefSeq names its product heme-dependent oxidative N-demethylase family protein. The record is from RefSeq and is a predicted model, not a curated record. Bases 1 to 1074 code for a protein of 357 amino acids. NCBI's taxonomy places the organism in Eukaryota, Fungi, Ascomycota, Eurotiomycetes, Eurotiales, Aspergillaceae. The transcript has 3 exons.